AUGCUGAUGAAAUGGGAUUGUGUUAACUGCCAGGACAUUUUCUGGUGUGGAAACAUCGACUCCACCUCCUGCCUCAUCCCUAAGCUCUCACACAGUAAUGCGCCCUUGAACAGUCCGAGUAAACCCACACCGAGAACGCUGACGCAACGACAACACUCGGCUCAUGGUUUUACGCCACGCGAACUGGCCCCUUUCGAUCUCUCCCUGCCGCAGGACAUGUUCACGCACAAUUACGACUCUGGGCACCUGAUUGGCGUUUUCUUCAAACGAAAACCUGACAGUUUGGUGGCAUUUCAUCGCUAUCGACAGCAGCAGUUUUCCUCACUGGAGGAAGAUUCCGACUCGGCUUUUAUCGAUACGUCCACCGCCGAUCGGAAUCAAUGCAUCCCUCACACGGUCUGGAUCCUCCGCUUUGCCUCAAAGGUGGAAGCCUCAUCCUGGCUCGACCUGGUCUCGCUGAAGAGCUCUAAAGUCAUCACGGAGGGGCCCUGCUGCAAUGGACGUGGUGUGGCCUGGCUGGUGUCUGAAUUGCGAGAGAUUUUUUGCGCAUGUCUACCUGCGCAUACUCCAUCCUUUACCACUGACUCUGAUCUCCGGUGGUCGAAGGUCGCUGGCCAUUUGGCUCUCAUCGAGUCUGUGCACACACCAGUGGGCCAAAUCACCUGGGGUCUUGGUCAUGACGGAACUCCCUGGGCCUUCAGGCCCGACUGGGCUGUCGACAAGUCCGCAUUCUCCUCCCGAAAAUUUGAAUUCGACCUUCAGCACUUUCAAACUGACUGUCGGCAGGUGGAAAUCUAUGAGUAUCAGGCCUGGCGUAUGCUCAAGGGGUUCAGUUCCAGUCGACCGAUUGGAGAUUGCCAGGCUAUGUGGUCCAGAGACGGCCGUCGGCUGCAGGCCUGUGAUCUCACUGAAGUUCAGCUGCCUUCUGCGUUUUGCCACUGGCAAACCCCCUGGAGGGUUGACUGCAGUUGUCAUAGCGAACACGCUGUGUCUACCCUCCUGCCGCUGCCCAGUAAUUCUCGUGACCUCGAACGUUCCGCGCCCAUCCGACUGGAUGGAGGAUCACUCCCCUCCUUUUCCUCCUCAUCAUCCUCACCUGUACUUGAGCAUGUUGAUAGCUUGAAUUCGGGCUCAGAUCCCACUUUGCAUCUUCCAACCACUAUUCUGAAACCAAAGGGAACUAUACCGAUUCCAGCCGAGUGUCCGGGUGUGGAAUGCAGCUGUGACAUAAGCUCUACGGCUUGCGACGAAGAGGGUUGGCAAUAUGCUUCACGCCUGACUUCCCGGUACGUUUUUUCCGCCUGA
This is a messenger RNA of Dibothriocephalus latus, 1305 nucleotides long. The record is from the annotation of a GenBank genome assembly. Lineage: Eukaryota; Metazoa; Platyhelminthes; Cestoda; Diphyllobothriidea; Diphyllobothriidae.